AUGGCAUCCUCGUCAAAUUCACCAGUAACACCCCUCUCCAUUCCCGGUUCAUCUUCCAGAUCUCCCACAAACAGCACCGCCGAUUCUCCUCAUGGCAGUACCCCACAUUCAGCCAUCAUAUCAUAUCCUGCAGACUGGAGCAACAGUCGAGGCUCAUCGAUGUAUGAAAACUAUGGGAGACCAAGCUUGGAUAACGAGUCGUACAAAGGGAAUGUAGAACCUCCUAUCCCAAUGUCAGCAUCAUCCUCAUCAUCCUCCUCGCAACCCAUUUUCGACUGGCCAUCUCGUACGGGUCAGUCCACUGCAUACAGCAACCCGAUCCGGAGAGAUCCUCAUAACCAUGCAGACCUAUUCGAACCUCACAGUUCCAGCUCAGAGGACGAUGUCAUCCCUCGGCCGUAUGAAGUUCGUAGGGGAUCGGCUUUCCGUUCGACAACAGAUUCCCUCAUGCAUGAUGGUCAACCUAUCGAUCCUGAGUUCAGCAGUGCGGGACCACCAGUAGAAGGAUACAAUUUUGAUCCACCACCUCAGUUCAAUCGGACUUUCUCCUCGCCCUUGCCUCAACGUCUAGGUUAUCUCCGCCACCCCUUAUCACCCGUCUAUGAUCCGUUGGGAACAGGUCAUCCACCCCCUAUGUCAUCCAUUACUGAACCCCCACCAACUGCCAAACCCCCUCCUACAGCUCUCCAUUCCGUCUCACUCGAAUUUGCAGACUCACUCCAAUCCGCUAUCCAGAUCCUUCUUCAUCUAUCGCCACCGCAUCUUCUUGAUAACGCCAAAGAGCAAUACUCGGGAUGUACGGUCCAGGUACCUGCUACUUCCCUAUCAGCUCUUCUCACAUCAAUGCGAGGCCUCAACUUCUUAUCAGCAAAUGCGGAGGAACUGGUGGAGGGCUUAGAUCAUGGGCCGUUGAUGCGUAAAGGAGAGGAUUUCGAUAUCGGAGAACUACUCCAGAACGUAGCGGAUAUGUUGAGUGGGCAGGCAUCACAGAAGGCGGUAGAUUUUGUCUUAUUCCAUGGGGACGUAGGAAUCAAACAUGUCAGCGUACAUGGAGACGGGGAGGGUCUGGGAUAUGCUCUAAGUCAUGUUAUACGGCAAAUCCUCCUUGUUACCAACCGAGAAGAUACGAUCGAGCUAGGUCUACAAGUCAUACCUCAGAGCCCUUCUCUCACGCCUCGAAUCGGUCAAACAUUGACCGAAACGGAGAUCGACCGCUAUCGCGGUCAAAAGUCAGCCUCAAGCUCUAGAUCAAAUUCUCCCGGUCGAACCUCUCUACAACCUCCCGGACCCAACGAAGGACCUCUAUUAUGUGUAUUCGAGAUAGUGCAUAAUAUAUCGCAGACUGUAGAUUCAACUCAUGCCACCCCAAAGGCAGAACUCAAUCCUUUCACCAACCUCGCUGAAGAAGCAGAAUCGAUAAAACCGAAUUUUGAUACCCUUCUUUGCAACAGGUUGCUCCAGGAGCAAAAUGCGACGCUACGGGUCGAUGUCCAACCAUCAUCACCUUCGGGUAGUGGAAUGCCCAGACGUGCUUAUGAGUUGUCGAUACUCCUAUCCCGUGGGAAACCGAUAGUGGAGCCUACACCUCUAUCGAUGGAGGAAGAAGCCAUCCGACAACCCUUCUCCUCCAUGCGAUUAGCUCGGGAACCCACUCUUAGCGAGUUAUCAGAAUUCGCCGAAUCCCUCAGAACCAAGAAGGUCGCUAUCCACGCUAAUCUGAGCAGCGUCUUUGCUCGACAUCUGACUAGUUACCUCGCUGCAUGGGGAAUGGACAUCUCACAUAUCCCCAUCGAUGGGGAUGAAGCUGAUCGAGCGAAAACUUUGUCGACAGGAAGGCAUGAUUCAGGCUAUGGAGGUUCAACUGCCGGCUCCACACCAGCUGGUGAUGUCCCUAUGUCAUUGGUCCUAUCAGCAAGAGACCAAGGUCGUUUUAUCAUCGUCGAUGACGAUAUCACCGUUCUUCGCAGGGAAUUAUUCAGGAUACGGGCUGAACUGCACCCAUUGUCACUCAAGCCUCGGUUGAACAAACGUCCAUCCCUAUCAGCGAGAACUCGAUCAACACCUCACGUUCGUCAAGUCACUCAAAGACCGGCAAGUGCAAUAUUAAUCCAUUUCACCUCUUUGGCGAAAUACAACCAAGUCCGGGACGUGGUAUCAAGCUUUGUAGGGGCACCAUGGUCGACCGGUUCAGGCGCUUACAUCCAUCCUGAAGUUAUGGUCAUUCCCAAACCGGUUGGUCCACGUCGAUUCCUCACGGCUCUUCAUACAGCUGUCAAUCAACCUAUUGUUGAUCCCUUCUUCUCCCCAAUCGCCACUUCCCCGCGAUCACCUGGUGGUGGAUACUUUGGUGGUGGCUCUCGUACGCCAACAGAAAGAGAGAAUGGCUUCUUUGAUUCGGUCGCAGAAGAAUCUCCAGAUGAGGGUGGGAAAGCCGAUGGGGGGUUACCGAAACCAAGAUCGCCUUUAGGGGAACAUCCCCCAUCAGCUGCUCAAAUCGUUCGAACAGACAAUGGUUUGCACCUGUCACUUCCUACUCCUGGGGAAAUACUUGCGACACCGGCCAAUGAGUAUUUCUCCAGUGCAUCAAGGUCAACGCCAAGUGGAUCGGGAGCUUCCGGUGUCGUCAUGCAGAGUCCGGAUGGUCGACCAUACGGAAUGUUUUUCGAACCACCAGUCAAGAAUGAGCGACGAGCAUCCACUCACCGAAUACCCUCUGACACUCUCAGACGGAAACCGACUAGCCGACGGACCUCUGCUGGUGGUGAAGAGAUACCUUCUUCCCCUGCUCUAUCGCCUAGCAAUUCUAGAAGGGUCUCUAACGUCACCAACUCCGGUGGUACAGACGAACGAAGAGGUUCGGUAUCAGAAAGGCCCGGACAUGCUCGUGUCAACUCUAGGCGAAGGACCUUACCUGUUUCGGAAUCGCCGAUCGUGGCCGUCGGACGUGAUCGGUCAGCUACGAUCACUCAAGGGCAACGGCGAUCUGCACCAGGACACUCUCCUGUCAUUCCUUCACCUCGAGCAGACCAAGGUACUUUCCAACCCCCUCGACCACCGAAGAAAGAUCCGGCAUCGACUACUGCAGAAGACGUGGAGAUCGACACCAAGAAAGCUGCUCCUCGACCGGUCAAGAAAGUGGACAAGAACGAUGUUGUUGUCCCUCCUAUCAACGUCCUGAUUGUAGAAGAUGGUCAAGAAGCGGUUGAGAAGUGGCGAACGGGAGGUUUCCAUCUUAUAUUGAUGGAUAUCCAACUGCCUGUGAUGGACGGUAUCGAAGCCACCAAGGAAAUUCGAAAGAUGGAAAGGCAUAACAAUAUAGGAGUAUUCCCCUCAACGCCUAGCAUUGAACACACUCGUGCACCAAGCGUCGAAGGACCAGUACCAUCUUCACCCUUCCGAUCAUCUGUCAUUAUCGUCGCUCUCACCGCCUCUUCGUUACAGUCUGAUCGAGUUGCCGCGUUAGCAGCAGGAUGUAAUGAUUUCUUGACCAAACCGGUGUCACUCAAAUGGCUUGAUAAGAAAAUCGUAGAAUGGGGUUGUAUGCAGGAAGCAAGCGAAAUGAAGAAGGGUUUCACACUCGGUCCUCAAGCUGCCGCCAAAUCUCUCGCUAGUCGAUUACGUAUCGAAAGAAAGUCAACACGAUCCCCUGCUCCCCCUUCACCUUCUCCUCAAGUACAUGUUCAGGUUCCUACGCCCGAAGCCUCGGAUACCUCCACUCAGCCACCUACUUUACCUCUUGCACCACCUAAUCCACCUCCUUUGACUGAAUCAACGGCGGAUCCAACUCUUACGAAGGCUUUGCCGUCGGUUCGGGAGGCCUCUGAAUCCACCUCUCCUUUGACUAAACAAGUCGGUCUGUUGAAGCUGGAUACGGAGGGCAGUGCUGGUGAUGCCUCUCAACAUCGUUCUGAUCCAGGACCUACCGCAACGGAAGAGAAACCUCUGCCCCCUCUACCAACUGAACAAUUGUGA
Messenger RNA from Kwoniella mangroviensis CBS 8507, 3972 nucleotides. RefSeq lists its product as uncharacterized. The transcript has 6 exons. NCBI's taxonomy places the organism in Eukaryota, Fungi, Basidiomycota, Tremellomycetes, Tremellales, Cryptococcaceae. Gene Ontology annotation, biological process: phosphorelay signal transduction system. The record is from RefSeq and is a predicted model, not a curated record. The coding region runs from base 1 to 3972 and encodes 1323 amino acids.